AUGUCCUUUGCAAACUAUAGUGUAUUCAGAGCGUUUGCUAUAUUUGCUGGAGUGUUCGGAAUAUUCCAAUCGCUAAUAUGGAUCGGUUUUGCUAUAACCGGAAUCAUCGCGUAUUACUGCGAUUUAAAUCUAUCCGGUCAGUCAGAAACACUUGGGUCGCUGCUAACGAUGACAUUUUUUCACCAAUAUUUCGAAGGCACGUGUACGAUGACGAACAUUCCUAAUAUAGACAUGACAGCAGUGCGGGCACUUAACCUACUGUCACCCGGCGAUUUUCACGCUUGGGUUUGGGUUUACCUGAUCCUGCACAUUUUCUGGGCCAUCAGCUCUCUGACACUACUCACCAAUGCUCGUGAAAAAUACGUCCGUUACAUCAACGUAUUUCUAUAUAUUUGGAUAGCUUUAACCGUCGUUAUAAGCGUUCUUGACCUUGCGUUGGGAAUUCAGUUCGGUGUGGACUACGAUACGAUCAUUCAUGCCUUGUUUCUUCGUCCGUAUCCGGCUACAACCGCUGCAGACCAAACCCUCAUCAUGGCGGUUACUGUAUCCGGCAUAAUGAUGGUCAUGGCUUUCCGCGGCUGGAUAUUCUGGGCCGUCAAUGUAGGUCUGGCGGUCUAUCUGUUUACGCAAUCAAUCGUUAUCUACGAUUACAACCAGCUGCGAAGAAAGAGCGGUAUGACCAACGGAGGAUUCACAGAGGAUAACAGUGGAGUCCGUCGGCAGCCUAUUGAUGCCUACGAUAUGGGUCAAGCCCGUCGCAUCAGCCAAGAAGAGCCACGCAGACCGUACAUCCCGCCCAGUAACUAUCGUCGACCGUUGGAACGCAUCAAUGAACAACCCCGUGAAGCGAUCGCCGUUGUCGAGCGACCCGCCCCGCAGCAGCCACCACAGCAGCAAGAUUGGUCCAGCAAUCAAAGAACAUUUACUCCCCAACCGGGCCCUUCGGCAGUCCGUCCAUUCGAAACCUUACAACGCCCGCAAUCCUUCACCGAACCGGAAGAAGUUAGACCCGAUCCCCCGAAGCCGAUUCCUCCGCCGCCGCCACCUAAAAACUUUAAUAUGAACACAGUGGUACGGAGAGACGCAGCAGCUGCCAAAGUGGCUCAGGAGUUGAACUACAGGAAUAGUAUGAACAUGUCCAACGGAAACACCAGCAAUGGACUGCGAACGUUUGGUGCUGCACCGGCGGCGACUGGUAAUGAAGCUGAUCUACCGAUGGCAAACUACAGUCCACCAAUGCCGCGAACAAAUCCGUUCGAAAAUCGACCGCCACUAAGGUCCGUGUUGCGGAGCACGAGAUAUCAGUAG
Molecule: messenger RNA, 1308 nt
Organism: Sabethes cyaneus
Lineage: Eukaryota; Metazoa; Arthropoda; Insecta; Diptera; Culicidae
Exons: 7
Coding region: 1-1308 (435 amino acids)
Source: RefSeq, a predicted model, not a curated record